Messenger RNA from Orbilia oligospora ATCC 24927, 1491 nucleotides. RefSeq lists its product as uncharacterized. Gene Ontology annotation, cellular component: mitochondrion; tricarboxylic acid cycle heteromeric enzyme complex. The coding region runs from base 1 to 1491 and encodes 496 amino acids. Lineage: Eukaryota; Fungi; Ascomycota; Orbiliomycetes; Orbiliales; Orbiliaceae. Gene Ontology annotation, molecular function: peptidyl-prolyl cis-trans isomerase activity; fumarate hydratase activity. The transcript is spliced from 8 exons. Gene Ontology annotation, biological process: protein folding; malate metabolic process; tricarboxylic acid cycle. The record is from RefSeq and is a predicted model, not a curated record.
AUGGCUUCGGGUGCAGACGCGGAGUACGUGUUACUCGACACAAAUAUGGGCCAAGUUGUUGUCGAGUUAUACACCGACCAUGCGCCACGGGCCUGCACGAAUUUUGCCACGUUGGCUUUGAAGGGUUACUACAAUGGCGUAGUUUUCCAUAGAAUCAUCAAGGAUUUCAUGAUACAAGGAGGCGACCCAACUGGGACCGGUCGAGGAGGCUCGUCAAUAUACGGAGAAAAACCACUUGAUGAUCCGCACCCCCUUCUAAAACAUAGCGGAGCGGGAAUUAUUUCAAUGGCCAAUAGUGGGCCCAAAACCGAGGGAUCGCAAUUCUUCAUCACGCUUGCACCGACACCAUGGCUAGAUGGCAAGCAUAUCAUCUUCGGGAGAAUAAAAAGUGGGAUGAGUAUAGUCCAACGGAUUGGGUUGGUAGAGACGGACGAGUCGGAUAGACCAGUGACCAAAAUCAUUAUACGCAAAGCCCGUGUGUUGGAAAGAGGUGAUGGUGAGAUUGACGACGAGGCUGAAGCUGAAUCUGGAACAAGGACCGAAACAGAUGCAUUUGGUCCGGUUGAAGUACCCAAUGAGCGGUACUAUGGCGCACAAACAUUCAGGUCUCUAUCCAACUUCAAGAUCAACCAGCCUGCAGAUCGAAUGCCAGAGCCUAUCAUCAAGGCCUUUGGUGUCCUCAAAAAAGCGGCGGCGGCGGUCAAUAUGACAUAUGGCCUUGACGAAAAGAUUGGUAAUGCGAUCCAACAAGCCGCUCAAGAAGUCAUCGAUGGCCAGGGCAAAAUAUCAUCUGAUGAUUUCCCGCUUGUCGUCUGGCAGACUGGAUCCGGGACACAGUCCAACAUGAAUGCCAAUGAAGUAAUUUCAAACAGGGCAAUCGAAAUUCUUGGAGGAAAACUGGGUACCAAGUCCCCAGUUCACCCGAAUGAUCAUGUAAACAUGUCCGCCAGCUCCAAUGACACAUUUCCUACUGUCAUGCAUAUCUCUGCUGUGCUCGAGAUCAACCAGAGGCUCCUUCCUGCGCUGAAAAGUUUACACCAGGCGUUCGUAGCGAAAUCACACGAGUUCGACCAGAUCAUCAAGAUCGGCAGAACCCACCUCCAGGAUGCUACACCUCUUACUCUCGGACAAGAGUUCUCUGGGUAUGCUACCCAGCUUGAGUUCGGGAUCGCUCGUAUCGAGUCUACCCUUCCGCGUCUGUCGCUUUUGGCUCAAGGCGGCACAGCAGUUGGCACCGGUCUUAAUACCAAGAUAGGUUUUGAUGUUAAGGUUGCCGAAGAAGUGUCUCGAAUUACGGGGUACCAUUUCAAGACAGCCCCAAAUAAGUUUGAGGCUCUCGCAGCACACGAUGCUAUUGUCGAGGCAAGUGGAGCCUUGAACACACUUGCUGCAAGCUUGACCAAAAUUGCCAAUGAUAUCCGAUUUCUUGGAAGCGGUCCUCGGUGUGGACUUGGCGAACUGAGCCUCCCUGAAAACGAACCAGGUAUCUAA